AUGGGUGCUGGCGCGUCGAAGCAGGGAGAUGCUUCUAAACAAAUCUUUUUGAGCGAGAAUCCUGUACAAUUCUCUCAAGAACUGAUAGACUCUUUACAAGCAUCAUCCGAGACGAAUUCAACCCGAGCAAAGUCGUUAGAUCUACAUAUACAGCAAAGAGUAGCUGCAGAACUUGAAAAGUUGGCUGGCGAGAAAGAGUCAAAAUUAGAAGCCGCGCGACAGAAGAUACUCUCAGGAGACUCGAAAAACAAAAGCGAAGAACACGAACGAACGUCGGGCGCCGUAAAGCUGCCAAAGAUAUCACCCCAGGACCUCUUUAAAAAGGAAACAGAACAGGAGAAAGCGCGCAAAAACGCGAGCAGUCAGAAAGUACAAGAAGAGAUUCAAAAGCUACAGAAAGCACUAGGUGAACGGAAAGUGCUAAAAGAUCUUCCGAAGGAGGUUACUGAUGCGAGGGACGAAGUCGUCAGUUGUCUCAGGUUGAACGACCGGCAGUCUCUGAACUGCUGGAAGGAAGUGGAAAUAUUCAAGAGGGAGGUUCGGAAAAUGGAAGAGCAAUUUGUCGGCAAAGUUCUGUAA
Messenger RNA from Lithohypha guttulata, 579 nucleotides. RefSeq lists its product as uncharacterized. The coding region runs from base 1 to 579 and encodes 192 amino acids. The record is from RefSeq and is a predicted model, not a curated record. The transcript has 3 exons. Lineage: Eukaryota; Fungi; Ascomycota; Eurotiomycetes; Chaetothyriales; Trichomeriaceae.